GCGUUGGUCACUUGUGUAUUUUAGUCUCUCUCAGCCUUUUAGUAUUUAGAGGGAGAGGGAGUGAGCUAAAAAAGAAGAGAAAGAGGGUCGUAGAAUUUUGCUGUCUCUUUGAGUUCCUUAGGGUUUCUUGUUUCAAUUUUUUUUUGUUUUUUCUCUCCGGAUUUCAGGGUAUGGAUUCGUUUGAGCAAGAGGGAAAUGGGGCAGCGCUGGAAUCCCUGCCUCCUCCGCCACCUGUGCCUCCUGAUGUUGUUCCGAUCAAAGCAGAAUCGGAUGCGAAGAAGAUUGUACGACACCCUAUGGCAAGGCGUGGUGUUGGAACUAAAGGGCAGAAGGUAACUAUACUCACCAAUCACUUCAAAGUGAGCGUGGGGAGUACUGAUGGACACUUCUACCAUUACAGCGUUUCUCUUUCAUAUGAAGAUGGUCGCCCUGUGGAUGGUAAGGGUGUUGGAAGGAAAGUGAUUGACAGAGUGCAUGAGACCUACAAAAAUGAUUUGGAUGGAAAGAAUUUUGCCUAUGAUGGUGAAAAAAGUUUAUUUACUAUAGGUCCGCUACCAAACAACAAGCUUGAGUUUACUGUUGUACUUGAGGAUGUUGCACCUACCAGAAACAAUGGAAAUGCAAGCCCUGAUGGCCAGGACAGCCCAAAUGGGCGUGAAAGAAAGAGAUUAAGAAGACCGUAUCAUUCAAAGACCUUUAAAGUGGAGAUUAGCUAUGCUGCGAAGAUACCCAUGCAAGCAAUUCAAAAUGCUCUGCGUGGGCAGGAAUCUGAAAACUCUCAAGAAGCACUGAGGGUGCUGGAUAUCAUUUUAAGGCAGCAUGCUGCGAAACAGGGAUGCCUACUUGUUCGCCAAUCUUUCUUUCAAGAUAAUCAGAACAACUUCACAGACAUUGGAGGAGGUGUCCUUGGCUGUAGAGGUUUCCAUUCAAGUUUCAGAGCCACUCAAGGAGGCCUUUCACUAAAUAUCGAUGUAUCAACUACCAUGAUAAUUCAACCUGGUCCGGUAGUUGAUUUUUUACUUGCAAAUCAGAAUGCUAGAGAUCCUUACUCUCUUGACUGGAACAAGGCAAAACGGGUGCUGAAGAAUCUGAGGAUUAAAGUUAGUCCGUCUAAUCAAGAGUACAAGAUUACUGGCUUGAGUGAACAACUGUGCAAGGAUCAGUUGUUCUCAAUGAAGCAGAAAAAUACCAAAAAUGAAAAUGGUGAAGCUGAGACACUGGAGAUUACUAUUUAUGAUUAUUUUGUUAACCAUCGCAACAUACAGUUGCGUUAUUCUGCUGAUUUGCCAUGUAUUAAUGUUGGGAAGCCUAAGAGGCCAACAUAUAUUCCUAUUGAGCUUUGCUCUUUGGUGUCUUUGCAACGCUACACUAAGGCACUAUCCACUUUCCAAAGAGCUUCCCUGGUUGAAAAAUCGAGGCAGAAGCCUCAAGAAAGGAUGAAUGUUUUGUCUAAUGUUUUACGUACCAGUAAUUAUGGUGCUGAACCAAUGCUGAAAUCUUGUGGUGUUAAUAUAAACUCUAAUUUCACCCAAGUGGAUGGACGUAUUCUGCCAGCACCAAGGUUAAGAGUCGGCAACGGUGAAGAUUUCUUUCCAAGGAAUGGGCGUUGGAAUUUUAACAACAAGAAAUUGGUGGAGCCAUCUAGGAUUGAAAGAUGGGCUGUUGUGAACUUCUCGGCUCCUCGUUGUGAUCCAAACAACAUUGCAAGGGAUUUGAUUCGUUGUGGAGAAAUGAAAGGAAUUCGUAUUGAUCCCCCAUUUGAUAUAUUCAAUGAGAUGAACCAGAAUAGACGCCUUUCACCCGUGGUUAGAGUUGAAAAAAUGUUUGAACAGAUACAAUCUAAACUUCCUGGAGCUCCGCAGUUCCUUCUUUGUCUGCUUCCUGAUAGGAAAAACUCUGAUCUUUAUGGGCCAUGGAAGCGGAAGAAUCUUUCUGAGUAUGGCAUCGUGACUCAGUGUAUGGCACCAGCUAGGGUGAAUGAUCAAUACCUUACAAAUCUUCUUCUGAAGAUCAAUGCUAAGCUUGGAGGUCUUAAUUCAAUGCUAACUAUUGAGCAAACACCUUCAAUCCCUAUGAUUUCAAAGGUUCCAACUAUCAUCCUUGGAAUGGAUGUAUCUCAUGGCUCUCCUGGGCAGUCUGAUGUGCCGUCAAUAGCUGCGGUGGUUAGCUCCAGGCAAUGGCCAUUGAUUUCCCGCUAUAGGGCAUCAGUCCGUACACAGUCUCCGAAGCUUGAAAUGGUAGAUUCUCUUUUCAAACCAGUUUCUGACAAAGUGGAUGAGGGUAUCAUGAGGGAAGCUCUCUUAGACUUCUAUACAAGUUCAGGGAAGAGGAAGCCUGAUCAGAUCAUUAUUUUCAGGGAUGGGGUUAGCGAGUCUCAGUUCAAUCAAGUUUUGAACAAAGAACUUGAUCAAGUUAUUGAGGCUUGCAAGUUCCUUGACGAGAAUUGGAACCCUAAGUUUGUGGUUAUUGUUGCACAAAAAAACCAUCAUACCAAGUUUUUCCAGCAGGGAUCUCCUGACAAUGUGCUACCUGGUACUGUCAUUGACAACAAAGUAUGCCAUCCGAAGAACAAUGAUUUUUACCUUUGUGCUCAUGCUGGAAUGAUAGGGACCACAAGGCCGACCCACUAUCAUGUUCUCUUAGACCAGGUUGGGUUUUCAGCUGAUGAUCUGCAGGAGCUUGUUCAUUCUCUAUCCUACGUGUAUCAAAGGAGCACCACAGCCAUAUCUGUUGUGGCCCCUAUUUGCUACGCUCAUUUGGCAGCUUCACAGUUGGGGCAAUUUAUGAAGUUUGAGGAUGCUUCAGAGACAUCAUCGAGCCAUGGUGGGGUGACUGCUCCGGGAGCAAUUUCUGUUCCUCAGCUUCCCAGGUUGAAGGAUAAUGUCAGCAGCUCCAUGUUCUUCUGCUGAAAACCGUUGAACCAUCUUUUUGUAUAGGGCUUUUGGAUUUUGGCUACCAAAAACUAUUUAUGCUGCUUUUUCAAAGUAGUCUCAGACUUUUGGGUUGCAACACUCUUAGGUGUUUCGUAUGUUAUCUGAACUUAUGAACGGUUGUCUAGCUAAAGCUCACUUCUGCAGUGGCUUUUGUGGCUUUUACCUGUUUGGUUUUAUACUUUGAUAAAUAUGGUUAUGGUUUGCUCUUUUGAUUAUAA
This is a messenger RNA of Gossypium raimondii (Peruvian cotton), 3151 nucleotides long. RefSeq names its product protein argonaute 4. Gene Ontology annotation, biological process: regulatory ncRNA-mediated post-transcriptional gene silencing. NCBI's taxonomy places the organism in Eukaryota, Viridiplantae, Streptophyta, Magnoliopsida, Malvales, Malvaceae. The coding region runs from base 171 to 2909 and encodes 912 amino acids. Gene Ontology annotation, molecular function: protein binding; RNA binding. The record is from RefSeq and is a predicted model, not a curated record. The transcript is spliced from 23 exons. Gene Ontology annotation, cellular component: cytoplasm.